GGAGCCGCCGGAGCCCGGCCGCCCGUAGCGCGGGGUUUCUGCAAGUCAUCCGCCCACCGCCGCCCUGCCCCGGCCCCGCUCCGAGGACCCCGGUCGGAUUUGUUGGGGUUUUGUGCUUUUUGCUCUUUGCUUCUUCCUUCCCUCCCCGCCGUGCUGUGUGUAGCGGCUCCUCUCGUCACCUGCCGUGGUUAACUUUCCUGUGACUCGGUUUAACUCUUGAGAUCUCCGUGGAUGUCGCUAAGAGCACUUUCCUUGCCUUUGCUGCCCCUUGCCGGGACCGGAUCUGGUGCUAACCGGGCUCCGUGUGCCUGUGUGCGUGUUCUGAGUGUCCUGAGGUGUUGCUUUCCUGUACAGAGCUGUGCGUUACUUGUAACCAAGACCCGUGAAGGAUCGUAGGCUUGGCUUGACCUUGAUUUUGAUGGCUUUGUCGGAAGAUCUGAUGAUGUGAUUGCAUUUCGUGAAGUGAUUGCUCUCCAGCCCCUAUGGCUUAGGAUACAAGCCACUUCUGCCACACAGUUACUCAUGGACAAUUCCUAAUUUUUUUAGACAAACCUUUUUUUUUCUUUUCUUUUCUUUUUUUUUUUUUUUUUUCGUUUCCUCACUUUCCUUUCACCCCAUUUCUCCUUAAUGUUGGGAGCCUUAUUCUACACUUUGCCGUGAUCGACCGUCCUGCUGCUCCUUGCUGUUGGUUUCUUUUUUAAAAUACAAUGGCUCUUAGUGGCAACUGCAGGACUUACCUUCCUGCUCGGGAGCAAGGGACCGGGCUGCACUCCUUCCCGGAGGUCGUGGAGCUAAACGUGGGUGGCCAGGUUUACUUCACUCGCCACUCCACCUUGGUUGGCACCCCUCACUCCCUGCUGUGGAAAAUGUUCACCCCAAAAAGAGACACAGCCAACGAUCUGGCUAAGGACUCCAAGGGAAGAUUCUUCAUCGACAGAGAUGGCUUUCUUUUCCGCUAUAUUCUGGACUAUCUCAGGGACAAGCAAGUGGUUCUGCCCGACCACUUCCCGGAGAAGGGAAGGCUCAAGAGGGAGGCUGAGUACUUCCAGCUCCCGGACCUGGUCAAACUGCUGACUCCCGAUGACAGCAAGCAAAGCCCCGACGAUUAUUGCCACAGUGACUAUGAAGAGGUCUCCCAAGGCAGUGACACGAGAAUAUGCCCACCCUCGUCGCUCUUACCGUCGGAUCGGAAGUGGGGAUUCAUUACCAUUGGGUACCGGGGGUCGUGCACUAUUGGCAGGGAGAGCCAAGCAGAUGCCAAAUUCAGGAGGGUCCCAAGGAUUUUGGUUUGUGGAAGGAUUGCUCUGGUCAAAGAGGUCUUUGGAGAAAGUUUGAAUGAAAGCAGAGACCCAGACAGAGCUCCAGAAAGGUACACCUCCAGGUUUUAUCUCAAGUUCAAGCAUCUGGAGAGGGCUUUCGACAUGUUAUCUGAGUGUGGAUUCCACAUGGUGGCCUGCAACUCCUCUGUGACGGCUUCCUUUGUCAGUCAGUACACUGACGACAAGGUCUGGUCCAGCUACACUGAAUACGUCUUCUACCGUGAGCCAUCCCGCUGGUCCUCAUCCCACUGCGACUGCUGCUGCAAGAACGGCAAAGGCGACAAGGAGGGCGAGAGCGGCACAUCCUGCAACGAGCUGUCGACAUCCAGCUGUGACAGCCAGUCGGAGGCCAGCUCCCCGCAGGAGACCGUCAUCUGCGGCCCUGUCACGCGCCAGCCCAACAUACAGACUCUGGACCGGCCGGCCAAGAAGGGCCCGGUGCAGCUGCUGCAGCAGUCCGAGAGCCGGCGGAAGAGCGACCUGCUGCGGACUCUCACCUCGGGCUCCAGGGAGUCCAACUCCAGCAAGAAGAAGGCGGUGAAGGAGAAGCUCUCCAUCGAGGAGGAGCUAGAGAAAUGCAUCCAGGAUUUCCUCAAAAUCAAAAUCCCAGACAGGUUUCCGGAAAGAAAGCAUCCCUGGCAAUCGGAACUGCUGCGGAAGUACCACCUAUAGGCUCUGGGCAGGAAGGCGUGGAGCCUUAUUGCCAUUAGAGCGAGAUACUAAGUGAUACAAAAAUAAUUCCCAACAAUAAUUAUUUGUUAGGUCACAAAAAAAAGAAAUCCAUCUCUAGUACUGCCUAAUUUGCCUAUUUCACCUUAACAUUUAUAGUCAUAGGGUAACAAUUUUUCCAGUCGUGGAAGCACAAUGACAAACGCUUUUAUUUGCAAACUCUGAGUCUUACACAAGCUGAAUACCUUAAGGGCACAACAAUACCGACAACACAAGAUGCUCGUGUGCAGAUGCUGCUGGUGCCAGUGGGAACCUAGCAGGCAGCGGCCGGGCGGCGCGUGGCUGCGUGCCUUCUGCAUCCUCCUGCUAGCUCGGUGGUUUAGAGGGAUGUGCACUGCUCAAAGAAGCAAGUUAUGCCAUGGCAGUUUACCUUAAGCACGUGUAUAUAUAUAUAUGUGCAUAUAUAUAUAUGUGUGUAUAUAUAUCUCUGUGUAUAUAUAUAUGUAUAUAUAUAUAUCGAUAUAUAUUGCUUAAAGAUUUUCUGGCUCUCUCCUUGUAACUGCACUUUCUCAGAAAAGAGCAUUUUUUUAGCAGCUGUAGAUGUUCCAGUUCUUCUUCAGGUCUUUGAGGGUUGAAUAGUAAAGAAACCCCAGGAGAAACCCCAUCACGCUGCCUCUCACUCUCUUUCUCUUUUUCCCCUUCUCUGAGACACUGUAAAUGCAUUUCAGUGGAGACCAGGGACAAGUGUGUGGGUCUUUGUUGCCAUCAGCAAAAUAUUCCAUUUGUUUCUGGUGAGCUCAUUCCAUCUGUGUCCUCCCCACGCCUCUUGUUGUGUUCCUCAAGGCUUUCUGGUGACAGCGGGCUGAACCUGUAAUGAUUCCACUGGAAAGACAGAGGAACGUUUCCAGGCGGAGCGAGGGCAGGUGAAGCAGCAGCGCGGUGAGGAUGGCGGGUCUCUGCCCGCCUCCCAGGCACGUUUGCCAGCAGUGCUUGGCUCGAGCCGGCAGGGCGAGCAGACGCUCAGUCCCAUCCAGCACAGAAGCAAAUACAAGAAAUUAUCAGCCUAACAAGAUACGUUUAAUGCUUUAACUGGCAGGGAAUCAAUUGCUAGAGGACAGGAGCAGCGCUGUUGCAGCUACAUGCAUUUCAAGAGAAAAUUGAAAAUCAAGAAGGACGUAGCCAUAUUCCGUGACAGAGGUGCUGUCUGCAUUCAGGUCCUGUUCAUGGCCCGUGGCAUGAGCCAGCAACUGCGCUGAGCAUGCCCCGGGGCCCACAGGGACGUGGGAGCCCAAGGAAGGGCAGCGGGUGCACGUGCAAGGAGCCAGCAGCAGGGGCUGGGGAGCAGAGAGCCCUGCGACUAGGGUCUGAGCUCCGUGGGGAGCCCAGGGUGCUGGGGCUGGCCGGGGGGCUGCGGAAGAGUGAACUGCUCCAGACAGCUGGCUUUGGUUGGAACGAGCCGUUAGAGUACUUGAGAGAAAUUAUUCAUUUUCUAAAGGCAGAAAAGGAAGGAUACAUAUAUAUGGGAACAGAUAGUGCUGGUAACAAACCACUUUGGUUCUGACUUAUUUAGCAUCCUCCAGGUUCCAGAGCUCUUGAAUUUCAGACUGCUAUGGGAGAUGAUGUCAAGUGUGCACAAAUUAUUUCUGCUGAUCUUAAUGCAGUUUCAGUAAGGUGGUUCUUUUGUGCUCGUAAGGCUCUGUUGUUGCCACCCAACGGGCAAGGGAGUUUUUGUUUUGCCAGAAGGUCCUAAGGUCCACAUGAGCAGAGCUUCAUACUCAUCGCUUGGCUGCAGAUGUCAAGCAGGAGUUUAUUGGUGAGGAUGCAAAUUCUACCAGCAAAUAAAGGAAGCAAUACGUGUCCAGAGCGAUCCUUAAGCACAAGCUGGCUGCAAGGAGGGGAACAAAACCUCCCAGCGAUACCUCUCCACGUCAUUGGAGAGCACAGUUUGGAAGUGGCAGCUUGGCAUCAUCUCUGCUGUGGUUUUUACCAAGAUUUUACAUGUGAGAUGUUCGUAUCUGCCUCCUCUUAGCAGUUUGUUGGUUUAUAACAUUUCCCCCCUGCCCUGGCACCAAGGCACAGUUUUAACAGGACUGGGGAGCAAAUGGGGCUCUCCCACAGGAUUUCCAGCCAUGUGCGCAGUUCAGGGUGGAUCAUGCAGCUGAAACCUUGCAGCUUCUCUCACUUCAGGGCAUUCCCUGGCUCCUUUUCACAUCAUAAGUAUUUGGGCUAUAAAAUACAAGUGACAGGGUGAAAGAAUGGUGCUGGGUGUGAACGUGUGUGCCUUCCCAGAGAGACGCUGGGGGUGCACAGGGCUGCAGGAUGAUUAAUAACUGUGG
Cygnus olor (mute swan) is the source of this 4324-nucleotide messenger RNA. It is a transcript of the gene KCTD16, whose product is annotated as potassium channel tetramerization domain containing 16. Gene Ontology annotation, molecular function: protein binding. The transcript has 3 exons. Gene Ontology annotation, biological process: protein homooligomerization; regulation of G protein-coupled receptor signaling pathway. The record is from RefSeq and is a predicted model, not a curated record. Lineage: Eukaryota; Metazoa; Chordata; Aves; Anseriformes; Anatidae. Gene Ontology annotation, cellular component: presynaptic membrane; postsynaptic membrane. The coding region runs from base 708 to 1991 and encodes 427 amino acids.